AUGGAGAACUCUAACGAGGUUUCGUUAGAAUCUGAAUUAACUGAUCUUGUAGAUGAUGCUGUUGACUACAGAGGACAGCCAGCCGUUAGAUCCAAAUCUGGUUAUUGGAGAUCCGCUUGGUUCAUCAUAGGUGUGGAAGUAUCAGAAAGAAUGUCAUUUUAUGGAAUUCAAGGGAAUUUGAUAUCAUAUCUAACUGGACCACUCAAACAGACCACUGCUUCAGCUGCUAAAAAUGUGAAUAUCUGGGCUGGAACAGCUUCUCUUCUUCCUCUCUUAGGUGCUUUCGUCGCUGACUCUUUUCUCGGACGAUACCGCACAAUCAUAAUCGCUUCUCUCAUCUAUAUCUUGGGACUUGGCUUGUUAGCAUUAUCAGCUAAGCUUACUUCCCUCACCAAAUCUAAAUGCCAAGUUGAUACUAAAUUCAUAUUAUGCUCCCAACAUUCACAAGUUAUCUUAUUCUUCAUCUCACUUUAUCUUGUUGCCAUUGGACAAGGUGGACAUAAACCCUGUGUUCAAGCUUUCGGUGCGGAUCAGUUCGAUGAAAAACAUUCGAAAGAACACAAAGCUAGAAGCUCGUUCUUUAAUUGGUGGUUUUUUACAAUGGUUGCAGGUUGCGCAGCAACACUCGCAAUCUUGAAUUAUAUACAAGAUAACUAUAGUUGGGUUCUUGGAUUUGGAAUCCCUUGUGUCGUAAUGAUAGUUGGUUUGCUUGUUUUCUUGCUUGGAACAAUGACAUAUAGGUUUAACAUUAAGGAUAAUGGCAAGAGUCCUUUUCUUAGAAUCUGUCGUGUAUUUGUCGCAGCUAUAAGAAAUUGGCGAAACACCUUACCAAGCACAUAUAUUGAAGAGGAAUGUGAAGGAAUGCUUCAUCAUCAAAGUUCUGAUCAAUUCAACUUCCUCAACAAGGCAUUGUUAACACCAAAGGGAUCUAAACAAGAAAACAAUUGUAACAUUAGCGAGGUUGAAGAAGCAAAGGCAAUACUAAGGUUGGUUCCAAUUUGGGCUACAUCUUUAGUUUACGGUAUUGUUUUUGCUCAAGUUUUUACAUUCUUCACCAAGCAAGGAAAAUCUAUGGAGAGAACAAUAUUUCCCGGUUUCGACAUACCCCCAGCUUCACUUCAAACGGUUAACAGUCUCGCCGUUGUUCUCUUCAGUCCUAUCUACGACCGCAUAUUUGUUCCAAUAGCACGAGCUAUCACCGGAAAACCAUCAGGCAUCACAAUGCUUCAAAGAAUCGGAACUGGAAUUUUUAUAUCCAUAUUCAUAGUGGUAUUUGCGGCAUUUGUUGAGAUUAAAAGACUAAAAAUAGCACAAGAGUAUGGCCUUGUUGAUGAUCCAAAUGCAAUUGUUCCAAUGAGUAUAUGGUGGUUGAUUCCUCAAUACUUUUUGUUUGGAAUUUCAGAGGUUUUUACUAUGGUUGGUCUUCAAGAAUUUUUCUAUGAUCAAGUCCCAAAUGAACUAAGAAGCAUGGGACUUGCACUCUACUUGAGUAUUGUUGGUGUUGGAAGCUUUCUUAGUAGCUUUCUCAUUUCUAUGAUUGAAAAUCUUAGUAGCAAAAAUGGUGAUGAAAGUUGGUUUUGUGAUAAUAUCAAUAAGGCACAUCUUGAUUAUUUUUACUGGCUACUUUCUGGAUUAAGUGUGAUGGGAUUUACUUUCUUCAUUUAUUUUUCUAAAUCUUAUGUUUAUAAUUACAAAGGUACCAUCAAGAUAGUCAAUCGUUAG
This is a messenger RNA of Lathyrus sativus (Indian pea), 1722 nucleotides long. Lineage: Eukaryota; Viridiplantae; Streptophyta; Magnoliopsida; Fabales; Fabaceae. The record is from the annotation of a GenBank genome assembly.